Messenger RNA from Aspergillus welwitschiae, 4418 nucleotides. RefSeq lists its product as uncharacterized. The record is from RefSeq and is a predicted model, not a curated record. Gene Ontology annotation, cellular component: kinesin complex. Bases 1 to 4392 code for a protein of 1463 amino acids. NCBI's taxonomy places the organism in Eukaryota, Fungi, Ascomycota, Eurotiomycetes, Eurotiales, Aspergillaceae. Gene Ontology annotation, molecular function: protein binding; ADP binding; catalytic activity. The transcript has 3 exons. Gene Ontology annotation, biological process: nucleoside metabolic process.
AUGACUAGGAUUCGCAAGUCACACGAUGACUAUACCCUUGGCUGGCUCACUGCUCUUCCACUUGAAAGGAGCGCGGCAGAAGCCGUGCUGGAUGAAACACAUGAGCCAUUGAGAGGUAGUCCCGGGGAUGGAAACACAUACACGUUAGGUGAGAUUCAGGGUCACAAUGUAGUAAUCACUUGUCUCCCGUCCGGGCAGUAUGGAAUCGCCACAGCUGCACACGCAACAUCACGGAUGAGGAUCUCCUUUCCUAACAUUCAGUAUGGGCUCUUGGUGGGAAUUGGUGGCGGGGUACCCGACUCCUCUCAUGCUGACAUCCGACUUGGGGAUAUCGUCGUCGGGCAGCCCACCAGUACUCAUCCGGCAGUGGUGCAAUACGACUUCGGCAAAAGUGUCGAUGGUAAAUUUCAACGCAUAGGCAUGUUGAAUCCACCUCCAUCAGUGCUACUAUCUGCACUUUCCAAGUUACAGGCGAACCACAAGAAUAAGAGGUCCAGAGUUGCUGAAUUCCUCCAGAAAUUGGGGGAAUGCAAUGAAUUAUUCCAUCAUCCUGGCCAGGAACAGGACCGUCUUUUCAACCCGUUCUACAACCACGAGAAGGAUGCAAGGACCUGCGCAGAUUGUGAUCAAACGCAAGUUAUCACGCGGCCAAAACGGUCUUCGACAGACCCAGUCGUUCAUUAUGGGGUAAUUGGGACGGGGAACCAGGUCAUAAAGGACACCCAGAUGCGGCAGAGGUUGGAACAGCAAGAACAACUCCUAUGCUUUGAGAUGGAGGCCGCGGGAAUGGUUAACGAAAUCCCCUCUCUAGUUAUCAGGGGCGUAUGCGAUUACUGUGACACGCACAAGAACAAGCACUGGCAGGAGUACGCAGCGGCGGCGGCGGCAGCCUAUGCAAAAGAUUUUCUCUCGGUCCUUUCCCCUUAUGCCUAUAUAGGAAACCGCUUUAAGCUUACUAUGAACCUGAGCGGUGUACCUGCCAUUUGCGAUUUCGUGGGGAGAAAUGCCGACUUGGAGAAGCUGGCAAGGCUGCUGCUGCCAAAUGCGUCAACCUCGCAAAAGAUUGUGACCCUUCACGGAUUGAGUGGUAUCGGCAAGACCCAGUUAGCUCUUCGAUUCAUUCAAUGUCACAAGGAGGAUUUCACUGCAGUAUUUUGGGUCAACGCACACACUCGCGAGAGCAUAGUACAGUCGUUGGCUUCGGUACAUUUACCGCAAUCUACGGACGCCCUCACGAGUGAUCACCCGACCCACGACGAGGAAUUGGAAGGAAAGGCCAUGGAUGUCAUUUCAUGGCUCAGCCUGAGGGAAAAUACAAAGUGGCUUCUGGUGUUUGACGGAAUGGCUCUUGACUCAACCGAGGUCCAGAAGUUCUUCCCUACGUCAGACCAGGGUUCGAUUAUUCUCACGACACAGUUUGCUAAUACUCAAGAAUAUGGGCACCCAUAUCGCCUUUCAACGCUUAACUUUGAUGAUUCACUGAAGCUCCUAACACUCAAAACGGGCCUUACAAUUAGCGCUAAUAUACCAUCAGAUGUUUAUGACCUCCUCGAUCAAUUAGACGGACACCCCCUAGCUAUCACCUUAGCAGGAUCUUUUAUAAGUGAGACAGGUGCCACCGUGUCAGAAUGCUUGCAGCAAUACUCAAGCCUGUGGCACAGACAUGAAUCACAGAUCCCAGAAUGUGACCUACCUUUCAGCCGUAACAUAAGCACAGCAUGGAUGCUUCCUUUUGAGGAGAUCAAGAAGAGUCGUCCAAUCGUCUUCAAAAUGCUGCUUUUGCUUUCCUGUUUUGACCAACGGGACAUUUGGCCCGAACUCAUCAAAACAGGCCUUCGAGUUGGGAAUCCGCCAUCGUGGUAUACCAGCGUUGCCUCCAGCAAUGACGAAUUUUAUCAAGUAAUGGGUUAUCUUCUUCGCCUUGGCUUACUGGACAGAAGGCCAUCCCAAAAUAGUUACUUCAUGCAUCCGGUGGUGCAGAACUGGUGUCAAGGAUAUCUCGCUCAGUACGACAAAAACGAGCUGGUAUCUAUUGCUUUGGGUUCGAUUGGUCUCUGCGUUCCUGAAAAAGAUGAUUCAGAAGCUUGGAAAUGGCAGAAGCGUAUUAUACCCCAUGCUGACCGUAUAUACCAACUGUCGCAAGGUGAUCUGGCUAUGCAGCCAUGUCUCGGGUUAGCAGAUUCCAGCAGAAGACUUGGAGACUUGUUCUUGCAAUACGGCAAGCUGCAGGAAGCAGAGGUCAUGUAUAAAACAGCACACGACUGGUAUCGGAAGCUGGACCCUCUAAGCCGAGAGCUCCUUGUAGUCCUUGAUAGCCUGGGGCUCGUUUAUCGAAACCAGUCCAAAUACAAGGAGGCGGAAGAGAUCCACGAAAAGGUGCUGGCAGACAAACAAAACAGAGUAGGACCAGAAGAUCCGUCCACAUUGGAUACCACUCAACAUCUCGCCGAACUAUACUCGAGCCAAGGAAUGCUGGAAAAGGCAAAGAAGAUGUAUGAAAGAGUGCUAAGUGGAAGGACAAGCAUGCUGGGCCAAAGUCAUCCAUCAACUCUGAGCACGAUGGAUAAACUAGGAACAGUCUAUCUAGGCUUAGGAGAACUGAACGAUGCUAUGGACUAUUGUCAGCGAGCUUACCAAGGUUACCGAAAGCACCGUCUCAUAACCGCGAUGAUGAAUAUCACCAACAAUAUCGGCCUCAUCUACUUGAAGCAGGGGCGUUUUGUAGACGCCGCAGCGUACCACACUCAAGUUGUGAAGGAACUCGAGGCAAUCCUUGGAGACAACCACCCCUCUGUAUUCAAUGCCAUGGAGAAUCUGGGUCUUCUCUAUACCAAACAGGGCAAAUUUGACGAAGCCAAGAAACAUCUCUUCGAAGCUUUAUCCCACAGGAAGCGCGUGCUCGGCGCAGAGCACCCUUCGAUCAUAACUACCAAGGACAAUAUAGCACGUCUGUAUGUCUCACAGGGCAGGACUGAUGAUGCUGAGAGAGAGUACAAAGAAGCUCUGGAGCUAGCAAACAGGACGCUUAGUUCUAAUCAUACAAGCACCUUACGGCUACUCAACAACCUGGGUAACUUGUACUAUUCGCAAGGAAUGUUUCGGGAAGCCGAGAACAACUAUCUUCAGGCCAUGGCUGGCUAUGAGGCGGUUUUAGUCCCCACUCACACCUCCAGGUUAUCUGUCAUGGUCAAUCUCGGCAAUAUCUAUAAGUUACAAGAUAAGAGAGACGAGGCUGGACAGAUGUAUAGAGGAGCCCUUGAUGGCUACAAAGCCACAGUGGGUGAGAGCCAUCCGACUACGCUGAAAGUUGAGAACAACCUCGGACUGCUCUACUUCGACCAGGGGAACUUUCAAGCGUCGGAGAAUAUGCUCGUUCAAUGCAAGAAAAAUAAGGAAGAGUUGUUCGGCUCCGAUCAUCCUUCUACCCUGGGAGCGAUUGACAAUCUGGGUUUCCUACGAUAUUGUCAAGGCCGGUUCAAAGAGGCAGACGAGCUGAUGGAACAGUCCUUAACUGGAUGGCAGAAGAUAGGUCACCGCCAGCACAUUCUCGCGACACAAAUCAACCGAGGAAUGGUAUGGAUUGGUCUGGGCAGAUUUGACGAAGCAGAGGAGAUCCUUAAACAAAGUCAAGUUCAAGCCCAGGAGCUCCUCGAUCCAGACCAUCCGUUCAUCGCCGAAGUCACUCACAAUCUUGGUGUAUUAUCCUUGGAGCGAGGUGCAAUUCACGAGGCGAAAAAACAACUCCAAUAUGCCCUCGACAAACGAGGAAAGAUAUUCGGUGCAAACCACACGUCUACCCUAGAGACAUCCCUCAAUCUCGCCAACUGUCUCCGCACUGCCGGCGACCUAAGCCAAGCGAACGCAAAAUACAUUGAAAUAACACACUCUCUAAAAGCAAACGUCGGCCCAAACCACCCCUCAACACUCCAAGCGCAAUGCCACUUCGUGGCCCUCCUAUUAGACGAAGACAGCGCGACCAGCAUAACCCAGGCCGAGACCAUAAUAACCCCCACCUUAAUUGGCUUACAGUCAACCUUCGGAUGGGAUCAUCUCUUCACCGCACGAGCCAUAGUCCAAAUGGCCAGACUACAGACCAAAAAAGGUCACUUAAGGGAAGCCAAAAAGCUCUACUCGAAAGCGUAUCAGAGCUUCGAGAGCACGCUGGGUGAAGAGCACCGGGAAACUGUGUCGGCGAGAAAGAUGUUGCACACUGCGAGCUCGCAAGUCAGUCAGAUGUAUCGACGAUUGAUCCUGGUUGCAUCGGUUCCUCUCUUGGUUGGGAUUUGCGUGAGACUGGCAAAAAAGAUUCUGAAUCGGUCAACGUUUGUCGAUGGGUUGUUGCGUAGGGUGUUUGCUUUGAUGCGAAUUCGGAAACAGAGGGAGAGACGGUGAUGAUGAUGAUGACGGCAUUAGGCAGG